Molecule: messenger RNA, 1323 nt
Organism: Caenorhabditis bovis
Lineage: Eukaryota; Metazoa; Nematoda; Chromadorea; Rhabditida; Rhabditidae
Source: the annotation of a GenBank genome assembly
AUGCCGCAUGCAGUUUUUGCGCUGAGUCUCGCAGCGACCGAUUCUAUAAAAGCUGAUGAUCCGACAUACUUCAAACUUCUCAUUCGAGAUAUUGAUAAUCCAUCGGGACAGCUCAACGAUGGAAGCUUGUGUUCGAGUUUUGAGUUCGCUGGAGUUGGAUGCAAUAUGACCCUUCAAGCGGGAGUUUCAACUACCACUGCCCAUUCCAUCACAUUGAGUGAAGCAAUCGCAAUCACAACCGGAUCCAACAAAGCUGUCGGUCUUAAUCUGAUAGUGGCUGAUUCAAGUCCUGCCAGUGAAUUGACUGGUUUCUCUGUUCACAUUGUUCUCAAGUCCGGAAGCAAUCUAAUCGACGACUAUGUGUUCAAUGUUUCAACGUCCGAUCCAACAGGAUUCGCUUCUUAUUCGAAUUCGCGAGACGCUGCCAAACCAACAUUCGUCUCAAUUGCCUGGGCAUCGAAUCUUCCGCCACCAGCGACGACUACUUUCGCACCAUCCACCACACAAGGAUCGACUGUGUCGCCAACUUCUCCACCGUCAACGACUACAGCUCCAAAACUGCCAAUUGAUUGCAAUGACAUCGAGCAAGACGAUCGGACGGAUGGCGAGAAGACCAUCUAUCCCGAUGGUGUCACACCAAUUAAACUUUCAAUCGCUGAAACUUUCAGUCGUGGUCCGAGCUGUGUCGAAACAAACUUCAAUGCGACAUUCGAUGAGUACAAAUCAGCACUGGGAUGCUCGGAUCACGGCGAUGGCAAUUACUGGAUGGGUCUCAACGCGAUGCAUAAUCUCACCAAUUCUGGCAAGGAUUACGCACUGCGUAUCGAUUUGUGCUGCAAAAAGAAGCCCGUGCAAACACUCAUUUAUCACCAAUUCAAGAUUGACGAUGAAUCUUCAAACUAUACAUUAAGAGCCACUGCUGAUAUUUCAGGUAUUGGAUUGGACUUUAGCUCAGGAGCGAAAGAUAUUAAUGCUCCAUUCGCUACCCCUGACAGAUAUAUUCGUCCGAACUCUAUUGCUAGUUGCGAUAUUCUUGAAUAUGAAGAUGAUGGUAAUAAAGUACAGAAAUAUGGUGGAUGGUGGUAUGGAAGUUGUGGAAACAAUUUGAAUGGAGCACUAUUGGAUUCGAACAGUCUUGGCGAUUCAUGUUCAAUUAAGAACUUCUCGAGAGUAAAAGAGCUUGGAAUCGCUAUGAAAACCACGACAGGAACAAACUCCGGCGGAUGGAAUCUCGAUUUGGUCUCUUAUGAUCGCGUAAGAAUGGCAGUGUUUGAUUUCGAUUCGCUGAUGAUCGAUGAUCGCGACAAAUUCUGUGCCAAUUGA